AUGGCCUCGUCGCUGGCGAGAGUGCGAUGCUGGAGGCCAAUGGUGCAGCGGGCACUGACCGUAUGUCGACGACCUCCAAGUCCCGUUUUGGGGACUGUUGUUAGCUUAAGAUGUAAAUACACAGAGUCUAGUAAGUAUAAGGGAUUCAAGGGCAAGUUUCAGGCCAAGGCUGCUGAGGGUGGCGAGGAGGACGGGGAAGGAUCUUCGCAGGAGGUGGAUUUGGACGACGCCGAGUACGAUGCGGUGGCCAACAGUGCCAUGCACGUCCAGAAGAGGCUACAGAACGAGCAGCACGUGUUUAUCAUUCAGCCGUACGUCAAGUGGGGCCCGAAGAAAGCCGCAACCGAUCCGGAACAUCAACUGCAGGAAGCGGAAGCGCUGGUACGAUCGCUGCCCCGGUGGACCAUCGAGCACAGUCUGAAGGUGCCGCUGGAAUCGCUGGAGAAGCGACAACUCUUUGGCACCGGAAAGCUGGACGAGCUCAAAACGACCCUCCGGAACCUGCAAUCCGCGGGGAAGUCGGUGACCUGCGUUUUCAUCAGCAAAGGAACGCUGACCUUCAGUCAGAAGCAACUACUCGAGCAGCACUUCAAAAUCCCCGUCAUGGAUCGCUACUCGGUCGUGAUCCAGAUCCUCCGACUGCACGCCAUCAGUACCGAAGCCAAGUUGCAGGUGGCCAUGGCCGAGAUUCCGUACAUUUGGUCCCAACUAAAAGACCAGGACGGCAAAGGACGCGUCUACCUGAGCGAAUCCCAAAAGCAGAUGCUCCGUCUACGCGAGCGAAAGCUCAAAACCCAACUAACCGCCAUCCGAUCCCACCGGGAACUCCUCCGCAACAAGCGCAAACAGAAAGCCUACCCGAUCGUGGCCGUCGUCGGUUACACCAACGCCGGCAAGACUUCCCUCAUCAAAGCCCUCACCGAAGAGGAAUCCCUCCAGCCCAAAAACCAACUCUUCGCCACCCUGGACGUCACCGCUCACGCCGGCCUUCUCCCGUCCAAACUCGAAGUGCUCUUCAUGGACACGGUCGGCUUCAUGGCCGACAUCCCGACCGGCCUCAUCGAGUGCUUCGUCGCAACCCUCGAGGACGCCAUGUUCGCCGACCUCAUAAUCCACGUGCAGGACAUCUCCCAUCCAAACCACGCCGAACAGAAAAACCACGUCGAAUCAACCCUCGCCGCACUCCUCAAAUCCACCGGAACCAACAACGAAACCCCCCCGAACAUCAUCAACGUGGGCAACAAGGUGGACCUGCUCCCGAACAACACCCCGCCGUCAGACCUGCACCUCGUCUCGUCCAAAACCCUCGCCGGAGUCAACGACCUGUUGGCGAAAAUCGAGCAGAACAUCCUCGAAUCCACAGGCCGCCAGCGGAUCAUCAUCCGGGUGCCGAUGGGAGGCGCCGAGGUGGCGUGGUUGUACAAGAACGCAGCCGUUACGGAGACGGGCGCCGAUCCGGACGAUAGUCAGCGCAUGUUGGUGAGUGCGGUGAUAACGGAUGCCAAGUUGGCCCAGUUUCGGCACCAGUUUGUGAACAGGAAAAGGUGAGGUUUGAAGUGAGAGGAAAUAAAUAGAUUUG
Molecule: messenger RNA, 1579 nt
Organism: Culex pipiens pallens (northern house mosquito)
Lineage: Eukaryota; Metazoa; Arthropoda; Insecta; Diptera; Culicidae
Product: putative GTP-binding protein 6
Exons: 1
Coding region: 1-1548 (515 amino acids)
Cellular component (GO): cytoplasm
Molecular function (GO): ribosome binding; GTP binding
Source: RefSeq, a predicted model, not a curated record